CUGAAGGAGAGCAAAGGAAACAAGCUGAAGGACUUCGUGCAGGUGUCCGGCGUGCUCGGCGUCUCGCACUUCCUCAUGCUGUCCGCGACGGAGGCGAGCAAGUACGUCAAGGUGUGCAAGACCCCGCGCGGGCCGACGCUGUCGUUCCGCGUGCAUCAGUACACGCUCGCGCGCGAGGUGCUCGCGUCGCAGCGCAACCCGAGGGCGCCGAAGAACGCGUUCCUCUCCCCGCCGCUCGUGGUGUUGAACAACUUCGGCGACGCCCCGCAUCAGAAGCUCGCGACGAUCACGUUCCAGAACCUCUUCCCCGCGAUCAACGUGCGCAAGGUGAAGCUCUCAACGUGCCAGCGCGCGGUGCUCAUCGACUACGACAAGACCACCGGGAGGACUUUUCCCUUCCGGCACUACGGCGUCUCCGCCGCGCCGACGGGGACGAACAAGGCGAUCCGCAAGCUGCUCACGACGCGUCGAGUUCCGAACAUGGGCGACCUCGCGGACGUCAGCGAGCUCCUCACGAGCAAAGGUUACGGCAGCGACCACAGCGACAGCGAGGGCGAAGACGCGGUGAACGCGCGCGUGGACUUGACGCAAGAUUACAACCGUGUCGCGCGCGAAGGAACGCGGUCGCGGAUCAUCCUGCAGGAGAUUGGCCCGCGGAUGGAGCUCGAGCUCGUGAAGGUGGAGGAGGGGAUGUGCGAGGGGCGGGUGUUGUAUCACGCGUAC
This is a messenger RNA of Micromonas pusilla CCMP1545, 723 nucleotides long. RefSeq lists its product as uncharacterized. The record is from RefSeq and is a predicted model, not a curated record. Gene Ontology annotation, cellular component: preribosome, large subunit precursor. NCBI's taxonomy places the organism in Eukaryota, Viridiplantae, Chlorophyta, Mamiellophyceae, Mamiellales, Mamiellaceae. The transcript has 3 exons. Gene Ontology annotation, molecular function: rRNA binding. The annotation marks the transcript as partial. Gene Ontology annotation, biological process: rRNA processing; ribosomal large subunit assembly.